GCCACUAGUUUACAGUGGAAUGUCAGAGAGUUCAAACGGAUGCAUGCAUUGUACGACUGAGCAAAUUCAUGAGGUGUUGUACCUUGAUUACAAAAUAGGUGAAGCACAUAAUCAUGCAGAGAUUUUACAAGCGAAAACUGUACUACCUGAGGUUACAAAAAAUGAGGAAGUCACCAAAAAUGCUGAUGUCAUGGUGCCUGUAACGAUGGUUUCUCAGACUUCUCAGCAAGCAAGUUGUACUCAUCCUAGUAUUAGCAAGUCUAUUGUGGUAGAUGUUGAAGACCAAACAGAACUGCUAAAAACUCAAACGAUCAAUCUGGAUAUUGGACUUUGUUCAGCCGAGAAGGAUGAAUCAAAUUCUGGCAGCACCCUGCGUAACCAAGCUUUAGAAAAGAAAGUUGUGAAGGUUGAAGAAGCUUCAAGCACACUGCCGCAUCCAAAGUCUUCUCGUGAUUGUGUAUUUGGAAAAACAAGCAAACAACCAUCUCCAAAUCCAGAGGAAAAAGAUUUUGUUUUCGGUGACUUUGGUGAGUACAGAUUCAAGGAUCAACAUGAGGAGUGAAACUCCUUUGAAUAUGUAGA
Messenger RNA from Neltuma alba, 582 nucleotides. RefSeq lists its product as uncharacterized. The record is from RefSeq and is a predicted model, not a curated record. The coding region runs from base 20 to 562 and encodes 180 amino acids. NCBI's taxonomy places the organism in Eukaryota, Viridiplantae, Streptophyta, Magnoliopsida, Fabales, Fabaceae. The transcript has 2 exons.